Messenger RNA from Diachasmimorpha longicaudata, 8592 nucleotides. Its product is annotated as small subunit processome component 20 homolog. Gene Ontology annotation, cellular component: nucleolus; 90S preribosome; small-subunit processome. Lineage: Eukaryota; Metazoa; Arthropoda; Insecta; Hymenoptera; Braconidae. The transcript has 4 exons. The record is from RefSeq and is a predicted model, not a curated record. The coding region runs from base 263 to 8533 and encodes 2756 amino acids.
GAGUGAAGUCAGGAGGGAAACUUCAUUGCCUUAAGUGAGGUUAGGCACGUGUAGAACACAUGGCGGUACUGCUAGCACAGAAUUGUAAAUAAUAGGGACACUGACAGUUUUUCCCGUGAAUUAGAUGAUUAAUCAGUUUUUAUAAGUGUUUAUAAAUUUAUAAAGUGAAAAAGAGUAUCGUUCGUUUGAAUAUGUUUCAAUAAGUUCAUCUAUUUAUUGUGUUUACGUAUUUGGGAGUAAAUCCUAAGGACAAUCAGUGAAAAUGAAAAACAAACCAGUUCGUCACAAAGAAACAAACACUUUCAAGUUUAAAAAAUUCUCUGAACGAAUAUCAGAGAUCGAUGUUGAUGUAUUCCAUCGAGUAGCUCACCGGAAUGAGGAGUAUUCCGAUGACGAGGAGUCCCUAGAAACUAAUUUUUACAGAACACUCCAGAAAUGGAACGUUUUGAACCUCACAGAAGGUUACAAGAGCUUCAGGAAGGAAGUGCACCAAGUUGUGACCCUUCCCCAGCUCUUGAAACACAAGCAGGAGGUUCUGGACUCACUGACAAAAUACUUGAGGAUGAGAAAUGCCACCUUUGUCCAGCCAAUUCUGGACUUGGUUGUGGCAGCAGCAAAAGACCUUCAGAAGGAUUUUUACGAGCAUUUUCCCCACUUCCUAUCUCUGAUCAUCGACCUCCUAUCUACCAAAGAUCCAGAAAUUCUCGAGUACUCCUUCACAACCCUGGCGUAUCUCUUCAAAUUCCUAUGGAGGUACUUGAUAAAGAACAUCGAUGGUGCCUUCCAGCUAUUGCUGCCCCUUCUGGUGGACACUAAACCAGAGUAUGUCAAUAAUUUCGCAGCUGAGAGCUUUGCAUUCGUGGCCAGAAAAGUCAGAGAUCGAGAGGCAUUUUUGAAACUUGUGUUUGAAGCGCUGAAGAAGUGCCCAGAUGGCACAGUUGGCUGUGGAAAACUUCUGUUCGAGGUUAUCUCUGGAAUUUCGGGACAAUUUCACUCCUGUGCUGAACACAUGCUGACUUUGUAUCUCAAUGCAUUGGUUGAUGACUCAAUGGAUGGACAAUUGGUCUUCGAGGUCAUCCAACAAGUUUUUGUCUGCAUCACGAACUCAAUAAUUCCCAAAAACAGUCAACCUCUGUGGAGUAUUCUCUUCAAAUUCCUGGAUCAACAGUCUACAGCUCAGGAAGAUAAGAAUAAGAAACUGAUGAUUUUAAUCCUGAAGCUGUCUCGUCUGAUUAUCGACCACAGAGGGGGCAAGAUGCUGAUAAAUCCAGUGGAAAUGAAGUCAAAAAUCGUAAAAAUAAUUCCGAUUUACGAUGGUGAUGUCCUGAAGGAAGCUGUGGAUCUAUCUAUCGACAUUCUCCUUGCAAAUAAUUUAAAAUUAACCCAAGAAGUUUGCAGCGAAUUUGUUAUCAAGCUCUUGUCUAUCAGGAGCAGAGAGCUUUUGCGCUAUAUUGUGAAGAAAUUGGCAGAUCAUUCUUCUUUCGAGACCUUGAUUCUGCCAAUGGCCCUGCAGAGGAGUGUUCUGAAGGAAGAAUUUGGAGACAACGAGUUGGAAUUGUUCUCCGAAGUGAUCAACGCGAGGGCACCUCCCAGUCUCGGUGGUAUUGACUCUAAAUCCUGGAGGAAGAUGAACCUGGACAUCAGAGGGUUUCCAGCGACAACUUUUGAAUAUCUUCACAAUAAAUUGAAGAAUUGGGAAACAGAAAAUGGCGUGUCUGAGGAAUCAUUACUAGCUGCUGUCAUCCUGCCUCAUGUCACCCCCACCAAUAGUCAAUUGGUCGAGGAAUUGAAAAAUAUUUUAGUCUCAAUGUAUAAUAAAUUAAUUGAAGAUCACUACAUGAAUAUGUCAUCAACUGAAAUUGAGAAGAGAGGUCUGGCAUUUUUACUGAUAUUAGAAUCAACGACUCAUCUAGUGGACACUGAAGAUUUCCAGAAGUUCAUUGAAGCAUCAAAAAUCGACGUCUUGGAACUGCUGAAAAAAUACUCACACGUUUCGAGUAUUCUGAAAUCCGCAGACCUAUUCUUGACAUUCAUAAAAAAUUCUGAACAGCGAAACCUCUACGUAAACGAGAAGAUCUUCGCCGGGGUGAACGAGUACCUGGGUAGACACUUGUGCUCUCCCUACGGAAAAAUUCGAUUAACAGUAUCCCACAUCUAUUCCCUGUUCUCCGACGUCGAGGAACUCUUCAUCGAGAAGAACGACGAGGGUAUGAAUGCCCUGAGUCUCCUGUUCGCCGCUGAAAGUGUCGAGACAACCGUCUACAAUUAUCGGGACCGUCUGAUCCACCUGCAGGCCCUCACCUUCACCUCCAGAGCCUUAACAAAUCUCAAGCCAGAGUACCAGGACUUCCCAGUGAAAUUUUUGAUAGGGAACUUGUACAUCAACUUCUCCCUCCUCUGGGACCCAACGGCAAAGGCGAUAGCAACUUUUGCGAGUGAAAGGUGCCCUCACUUCUGGCAGAUAUUCCUCGAGGACUUGAGGAGCCAGAGUCUUCCUCCGGCUCCUGACAUCGACUCAGAAUUUUUUAACAGUAAAGUCCUGAAGACUUUGACCCAGAAAUUGUCUCCAACUGACAAGCCAGACCUUCAAAACCACAAAAUCCUGCUGUGGAAAUGCAUGAGUGAUUUCCCGGAGUACGUUGAGAGUAAAAAUCGUGAGGUGACAGUUCUGUUCAUCGAUUUUGUCGAGACGACGAUAUUCAAGUCCAAUUCAGAGACAGCAAAAUCCUACAACCUCUUAAAACAUGAUAGUUCGGAAGACGCUGCCCUAAUCGAUGAGAAUGAUUCGGAAGAUGAGGAGGGGACUACCAAGGAAGCCCCCAGGUCGCAGGUACCGAAGAAAUCCGCAUUGAAAAAGCUGGGAAGGUCGUCAGACUUCAAGCUCCUGCUCGCCCAGUUAAGCCUCUUUGCCAAGGCGAACAACCCCAAGAUGAUGUACCGAGAGUCUGAAAUGUACCAGAUUUACUUGGAUCUGCUAACAUCGAAAAGCGUGGAGCUCCAGAAAGCAGUUCUGGACUGUCUCUUUUCAUACAAGCACAAGUUCCUGAUGCCCUACAAGGACCACCUCUACGGUCUCAUCGAGGAAAAGAAUCUAAGGAAUGAACUGGCUCGAUUUAAAAUAGAACAUGAGGAGGACACCACUACUAUGAUCCAGGAGGAUCACCGUAACGCCCUGAUGCCAAUUCUGAUGAGACUGGUUUACGCAAAAAUGAUAUCGAGGGGCGCUGGAAGGGCUGCUGGUGCAGCUGGAGGUCUGGUUCGUCGUAAGAUCAUCCUGAGGUUUUUAAUGGGCGUCAAAGAGACAGAAAUGAUGUUCUUCACGAAAAUGGCGUUCAAGCCCUUCGAGAAAUACCAGAUCAGCCUGUCCCCGGAGGAUAGUCUGAAAGAUCUGAAGGAAUUGAUAGCGGAUGUCCUGAAAAAUCUGGAUUUAUCAGAGGUGAUUCCCCCGAAACGUCUCAGAUCAGCGGUUACCCUGCUCUCCAUCAUCAUCGAGGAGUUCGGCGCAAAGAUGUCGAGUAACCUGCUGCCAAGACUCUUGGCCCUGCUCCUCUGCAUCAUGGCUCACAUCAAGGGGAUCCUCGAGCAGCAGGAAAAGAUCUUCUCCGGCUUCGUUCCCAUGGUCAAGGACCUGAAGAACACCUGCACCGGAAUUCUCGGAAGAUUCUUCGGACACUUUGAGAACUAUAACUGGUCGGAGACCGAAUUGGACGUUUUGUUCGACGUUGCUGUUUUCCCCUGGCUCGAGAAACUCCCUGUGGAGGGUGUCCACAGUCCCACAGCGCUGCUGAAGCUCCUGUCUGCCUGGUGUCAGAAUCCCCGGUACUUCUGUCUUCUUGUGAAGCAUGCAGAAGGGAACAAAGGCUUGUCCCCCCUUCCCUUCGUCGUCAAGCUUCUGCUGAGAACCAAAACCCAUCCAUCAGUGAGUCAGACCAUCUUGGAUAUGCUGGAGAAGCUCAUGACUCUACAGGACUACGGAGUUAUCACUGAGGAUCAGAUGGACGUCGAUGACGUAAAGAUACCCCUAAAGCCGACGAAUCUUCUGGACGUUAAUGCUGCAGCAAUUCUACCUGGAAUUCAUAUCAAUUAUGGAUCCUCGAUUCUCCUUCCUCACGUCCCCGAUAUUUUAUCCUACAUCAAGAGGAAAUUCCAAAAGUCGAAAUCUGGAAUCAACAGAACAGAGACGAGCAUUCUCGCAAGAAUUUCCGAGUUAGACCUCGACCCAGAGACUUCAAAUUCACUGGUUUCUCUCUCCCUGCCCAUUCUGGUGAAGCGAGCGAUGAAGGGAGAGGCUGAGGAGACGAUCCUUGAGCUUCUCACGACAAUAGCAAACCUGAUGAAGAACGUACAGGAACCACAUGUCCACCUGAGGGCUAUUCUCCCCCUUCUCUCCUGCGUGGGCUCAUCUGCUGCUAGGAAACUCCUUCUUCAACUGUUCAAGACCAUCGCCUCGAAGGAUUGUGAGUCCUCACCCGUUCCCAGGGACAUCAUGGUGAAGACUGCUGAUCUUCUGGGGGAACUGAACGCCAUGGAUCAGAGGUGGAUCGAUCAGCCUGAUUUUGAGAGAAGGUUGGAUGCUUUUUCAGAGAUUAAAUCUGCCAUUAGUUCCGAGAAUCCGGAGCAGUCGAAGAUCCUGACUAUUGAGUUUGGAGUUGCGGUAUUGUACUCCUGUUUUUACUUCCUCAAACGUGAGACUGAUCUCUCCUUGAGGGACUCUGCAGGCCUGUGCUUGAAUAUUCUGGGGCCAGAACUGGCGAAGCGAAAUAAGGACAAUAAAGUCGAUAGGAUGUUCCUGAUCGAGGAGACGAUAUUGAAUUUAGUUAGGACUGGAAUAAGGAGCAAGAAUGAGGCUGUUCGUUUGCGUUCGAUAUCCUUCCUCGGAGUUAUGUCGAUGGAGUGUCCAGAUGUCCACCCGGUCCUGAGAGAUUUGAAUCUACUGACUGAUAAAGUCGAUCCUGAAGUCGAUUUCUUUGAGAAUUUGCAGCACCUCCAGCUCCACAGGAAGGCCAGGGCCUUCCUGAAAUUCUGUACGAUGUCGAAAGCUCUGGAGAAGGCUCCGAACUCGAAGACCCUGACGCAAUUUAUCUUUCCACUGGCCUCCUCGUACCUUUGCAAUGAGUCCUUUGCUAAUAAAAACAGCUUAGUGGAUGCUGCUAUUGAAACCGUGGGAGCUGUAUGCAGACUCCUGCCCUGGCACCAAUACGCAAUUAUUCUCAAAUAUUAUUUAGAUAAAUUGAGAUCUUCCACUGACUUUCAGAAGCAAAUUGUGAGAACUGUGAUUGCCAUUCUGGACGCUUUUCAUUAUGAUUUAUCAAAAUUGAAGACUGUCGAAGAAGUCAUGAAGUCUGAAGAUAAAUGUGAUAUUGAACAAGAACCUGUUCAACCAGCAGAGGAUUCAACUGAAGUGUCCACUCCCGAGAUUGCAGAAGAAUCUGAAGAGACACUGGACGAAGCCCUGAAUAAAGAAGAAGCGUCUCUUGAAAACCAGAAGGUUCCAGAAGACCCAGAAGUUGACCAGACAGACCCAAAAAAAUUCGUGGAGAAAUUGACAAUUCUGUCUCCGUACGCAGCCAAGGGCGUUGUCUUCGAUAUUACCAACACCCUCCUCCCCCAGCUCCAUCGAUCAAUCCUCGCCCGAACUCACCACGAGCUGAGUCAUAAAGUCAACAGGAGGCGAACAGGAGCUGAGAAGGAAGAGGAGGAGCUGAUGAGGGUUCCAAUAGCUCUUGCCCUAGUGAAGCUUCUCCAGAAACUACCAGAAAGGAUCCUAGACAAGAACCUCCCCGGAAUUUUCAUGAAGCUCUGCACGUUCCUGAAGAGUAGAUUGGAAUCUGUGAGACGAUCAACUCGAGAGAUCCUUCAGAAGGUCAUGAUAACCCUGGGUCCAGACUACCUCCACCAUCUGUUGAGGGAAAUGAAUUCCCUCUUGACACGAGGCUUUCAGAUUCACGUACUUGCUUACACGAUUCACGCUGUCCUGAUAUCCCUGAAGCCCUUCUUCAAGGAGAGCCACGUGAACGAGAACCUCCAGAGUAUUCUGCAAGUUUGCAAAGUGGACUUGUUCGGUCUCAGUGCUGAGGAGAAGGACAUAGCUGCAGUGACCAAAAACACAUCAGAAGCCAAGUCAACCAAGAGCUUCGAUAUAUUCCACGUUCUCGGGCAGUUCAUCACAGAAGGUUGUCUUGUGGAUCUCCUCCAGCCUCUCGUCACAAUCCUCAACGACUCCAGAUCCCACAAGACCGUUCGUAAAGUCGUGGAGUGCUUGAGACACACUGUCCUGGGCCUGGCUGACAAUGCCUUCAUUCCCCCUGACAAAUUGCUCAUCUUCCUCUACGGAGUUGUCUCCAAGAGCAUUCCAGCCCUGAAUACGACCCGCCCGAAGUCUACACAGGAAGAAAAACCGCAAAAUAAGACCCAGGUAUCGGACUGCUUCAUAAUUCCAGCGGAGCCGAAGUCCAGAAUGGGUCUGAAGAUGGCUGCGAAGACGUCAGGAGAUACCAACGAUCACAUCCUCUUGGAAUUCGCCCUGAAGCUCCUGCACAUCCUUCUGAAACGUGAAAAAGUCACUGCCGGCUCAUUCAAGCAAUAUCUGAACCCCUUCGUCCCAAUUCUCUCGGACUGCCUGAACUCCCCACAAGUGAAGAUGAACACUCUGUCCCUCCAGUGCCUUAACUGGGUCAUCAAGAUGGAUCUAGACUCUGUUCGCUCCUUAAUAACCGAAAUCUGCGCUUCGAUCUUCAAAAUUCUACAUAAAUAUGGAGCAGCUGGACUGAGCAAAGGAGAUAACUUCGACCUCGUGAUGGCGGCGUUCAAGUCAAUGUCGGUUCUGGUAAGAGAUGUCAAGCACUUUGACAUGUCUGAUGAUCAGGUGAAGGCGCUGAUCCUCUACGCAGAGCAGGAUUUGCACGAUUACGAGAGACAGGCGACUGCAUUCAAUCUACUCAAAGCAGUCAUCAACAGAAAAUUGAUAAUCCCCGAGAUGCACGAAGUUAUGAAGAAGGUCGCCGUUCUAAGUGUCACAUCAGACUCUGAGAAUGUACGACAACAAGCCAGAGGUGUCUUCUACGCCUUUCUCAUGGAGUACCCCCUGGGCAAAGACUUGGAGAAACAUUUAUCAUUCUAUCUGAGUCAACUGAGCUACGAGGUUCAGCCAGGCCGCAUGAGUGCCCUGAACAUGAUCCUCAGCAUCGUCACAGGCUUCCCAGAGGCUAUUCUCAUCCAACAAUCAAGCCUCAUCUUCAUAAUGGCCGGGGCUAGACUCGUCAACGAUGAAGAUCCUGACUGCAAGAAGCUCACCGCCAAGUGUAUCAAGGAGGUCAUCACCAGGGUCCCUCACAAUCAGAGAAUCAAGCUCUUCGACAUCGUCAUCACCUGGUUCAAGAGCCCUCAGGUAUCUCUCCGGAGACUGGCAGCCCAGCUUUGCGGUAUUUUCGUAACAGUCGAGAAGGAUUCAUUCGAGACGCGGCUUGAGGAGGUUCUCUCGCUGGUGCUCAAGCAGUUCAGACUGGAUGAGGACCAGGAAAACGGGCCUGGAAAAUUUGUGAAGACUAACAAGAAGAAAAUUAUGGAGGACGUCAAGGAUCCCGAGAGGCUCAAGGACCACCACCUGUUCCAAGUCCUGCAGUUGACCCUGAAGAUCUCCGCUAAUUGCUCAGCCUUUCUUAAGAGCGAGAAGUACAUUGAGUCGGUGCAUUCACUCGGGAAAUACAGUCAGGAGAAUCUGGGCCAUCCUCACCUCUGGGUUAGGCUCGCAGCCACCCAGCAGAUCGGCUUCAUCCUGGCCACCCUUGAUGACGAGAAACUCUCACGGCAUCUGCAGAUUAAAGAGGCUGAUGAUGCAGAGCCCCUCAAGGGGUACGUGUACUCGGCACCUGGUGAGACACUCAGGAGUUUGAGUUUGGAUUUACUCGCACAACUGCAGCCGGGAAUGGAGUUUGAGGAACUAGCUGAUCAGGUGGUGAAGAACCUGGUGUUCAUUGCGAGGGUCAUCAGGACGUCGAGCUGGGGAGAGGGUGAGGAGAAAGACGAUGGGGUCUCCCUACUGUGGCUCGUCAAGAGGGUUCGCAAGUGCGUGAAUAUUGAGGUGACGCAGAAUCCGAAGUCUACGUGUGUGAGAUCAGCUGCCUUCAAAUGGACAGCCGGAGUAGUAACAACAAUCCCGAUGGACCCAUAUUUAAAACCCAUUCUCUUCCAAUUGAUGUCCCCACUGGUCCGCGAAAUGUUAACAACCGAGGAAUCAAAUGCUCCAUUGCGUCAAUUAUCGAAAGAAGUAGGUAGGAUGAUCAAAAAGAGAAUGGACGAUGAUGAGUACGCAAAAUUACUGGCGAGAGUUCAGCAGAAAUUGGACAUCAAGCGGGCGGAGAGGAAGAAGACCCUGACCCAACAGUACGUUGUCGAUCCAGAGUUGGCAGCAAAGAAGAAAAUAGCCAAACAGCAGAAGAAAAAGGAGGCGAAAAAGCGAAAGAGAAGCGAAAUACAGGGGAAGAGGAAGCGAGAUAAGAGGCCGCGUAAGGAAGUCGACGUAGAGAUUAUGUAAGAUUGAUAUUAGUGGUAUAAAAAUUACCUUGACUAUGUAAAUAAAAAAAUAUAGAAAAA